This is a messenger RNA of Neolamprologus brichardi, 4520 nucleotides long. Lineage: Eukaryota; Metazoa; Chordata; Actinopteri; Cichliformes; Cichlidae. The record is from RefSeq and is a predicted model, not a curated record.
ACACAGGCCCCAUCGAUUCAACACAACUGCAUACAUAAGCACUUACUAAUAAUAAAGCACUGUUUGUAUGUCAUUUUCAUGGAGUGCUAUCGCUAACACAUAUGGCGGGUCAAGAGGAAAAGCCAAUCAUCUAUACCAUGGAAAACAAGCCGAUUGUAACAUGUGCUGGAGAUCAGGCGUUGUUUACUUCUCUUUAUACCUCAUUGGCUCAACAGCUUCCCAGAGAGCCAAUGGAGUGGAGGAGGACUUAUGGCCGUGCACCAAAAAUGAUCCUCCUUGAAGCUAAUUUUGUCCAGUUUAAAGAGGAGUUGCUCCCAAAGGAGGGCAACAAGGCUCUUCUCACCUUCCCCUUCCUCCACAUCUACUGGACUGACUGCUGUGAUACAGAAAUGUAUAAGAGCUCCGUGAAGGAGGACAUGAUGCGCUGGCAGAACAGCCUGAGGACCCACGGCUCAUCAGACUGGGUCAUCAUUGUGGUGGAGACCAAUGAUACCAAGAAGAAGAACAAGACAAACAUCCUGCCUCGCUCAUCCAUUGUGGACAAGAUCCGCAGUGACUUCUGCAACAAGCAGAGUGACAGGUGUGUAGUUCUGUCGGAUCCUCUGAAGGACUCAUCUCGAUCUCAGGAAUCCUGGAAUUCCUUGCUGCUAAAGCUGCGAACUCUCCUCCUCAUGUCCUUCACCAAGAACCUGGGCCGCUUCGAAGAUGAAAUGCGCACACUACGAGAGAAGCGCACCCAGCCGGGCUGGAGCUUCUGUGAAUACUUCAUGGUCCAGGAGGAGCUGGCCUUUGUUUUUGAAAUGCUGCAGCAGUUUGAGGACGCCUUGGUCCAGUAUGAUGAGCUGGAUGCUCUUUUUACCCAGUAUGUCCUUAACUUUGGAGCGGGAGAUACUGCUAACUGGCUCGGCUCCUUCUGCGCCCCGGUGCGUAACUGGAGCGGCUUGUUGCUUCGGCGACCCAUUGACAUGGAGAAGAGGGACAGCAUCCAGCGUGGAGAGGCCAGUCUCUUAGACCUGAGAAGCUACCUGUUCUCUCGCCAGUGCACUUUACUAAUCUUCCUCCAGAGACCCUGGGAGGUCACGCAGAGAGCGCUGGAGCUGCUCCACAACUGUGUACAGGAGCUCCGCCUGCUGGAGGUGCAGGUCCUUGAGGGAGCUCUGGACUGUUGGGUGUUUCUCAGCUGCUUGGAGGUUCUGCACAGGAUCGAGGGCUGCUGUGAUCCAGCCCAGUUAGCUGCAAACUGCUCCCAUACUGUUGGUCUCUGGGCGUAUGCUACAGACAAGGUACCACAGAGGAAGGGAGAUCCUGAGCGGGCGGAAACCUUCUUACAGGAAGCUCUGAAGUCAUACGUGUCAGAGGGGUGGAGCCUCCCUGUGACUCACACCAGGCGACAGGUCGCCGAGUGUCAGAAGCUGCUGAGCAAAACUGAAGACUACUUACAAACCAGUGCUUUGUUGGCUGGUGAUGUAAAUCUGACGACGGACGAGAGGAAACACUUUUGUCAGGAAAUUCUGAGCUUUACUGGCAAGUCUGGAGACCAGUCUCACAAAGUUACCCUCAGCAUGGGCGUGUUUGCACAGCUCACGCAGUUAAAGUUCCACCCAGCAGCAGCCUCGGUGCACUCUGGAGCUGUCCUGCAGGUGGAGCUCACUCUGCGGUGUUUGAUGCCCGUGUCGGUGCGCAUCCAGCAACUAGUCGCCAGCAUUCACUUUGAGGUGGAUCACGGAGGGACUCAUGGGAGGUCAAAGGGAGCUCAGAGACAAACGCACCCGGGGACAGUAGUGUUUAGACAGAGUAACUCAUCAGCGGGUCCUCCAUCCUCCGCAGGUGCCGGGCCUUCGUUAGAGCUGGAUGAGAUUCAGGACAGGAGUCCUUCGGACAAUUCUCUCAACUCUACAGGAGUGAUAUGUAAAAACACUCACCUGCUCAUGCGUCGUCAUGACAGCAACUCACCCCCAGACACGCCUAACUGUAUCAGCCCCCCUACUGUUGGAAUUAAGGAAGGAGCCCAAAUGCUGAAGGUGCAGGAUGUAACAUUAGAGCCUGGCGACAACAGCAUCACGUUCACGGCACCAAUCCAGAGCUCUAAACUUCACGCGGCCAUCUUUUCUGUCCCCCUCUCGUGUUCAGAGUUGGUGGGUGAAAGCACUUUGUCCAUUCAGUCGUCUGAAAAGGUGACGAGCAUCAGCCUUCCUCCGGCCCCUCCCUACCACACUCUGGAGUUUCAGCUGGAGGUUUUGUGCAUAAUCCCGUCCGGGGCUGACCGGCCCGCCAAUGAGAGGCUGACUAAUGGGGAGGUCCGCCAUCGACCACGGAGCUACAGUCAUCCCGACACACCGAUGACCGCCAUCGACCAGAGGAUGUCUAUCGACUGUCCGUGGUCGAUCUACUCCACACUGCUUGCCCUCACCUUCUACAUCCCCUUCAAGACCAAACACUCUUUGCUUUCUGCUGGUAACAGGAAGUACAUCCAGGUGUGUGUGCAGAAUGUGUCAGAUGUUAAUUUUACGCUGGCAGAAGUGAAGCUGACAGAGAAGCAGCACGCAUCGCUGGAGCUCCAGGAUCUUAACACUAAAACACAACAGAUGUGCAUAUUGGCUGACAGCAGCAGUAACUGGGCGGUGUGUGGGAAGAGUUCAGGGAUGGUGCUCAUGCCAAUAACGGCCAACGCCACCCACAAAGUCCAGAUCGAGGUGAUGCCUCUGUUUGCUGGACACCUUCCCUUCCCCAAGAUCAAAGUGCUGAAGUACCUGCCUCACACUGCAGCGGUGGCCAUUCAGCCAGACCCCGACAGUUGCGUGGAGAACGACAGCCUAUCCCUGCUGGACAAGACGCUGGAUGAUCAGGGAGACACAGCAAGCAUCCGCAGCCGGGGUAGCGUCCACUCCGUGGGCAGCGGCGACCAGCAGCAGAAAGGCGUGGCCAUGCCACGGCUCGAGCCUUUCAGCCCCGGACAGGUGUUCAACCACAGCCAUGCAUGCCAGGUCCUGGUGCUGCCAGCUACUGACGACCACAUCAUGGAGGUCAAUGCCACAUGACCCUGGUGACGGCGUCACCAACAACCUUCACGUAGGACUGAACCUGUGGCCUGGAUGGACUCUACUGAGAUUGUUUUAAAUCUGAGACGACUCGGGUCCACGAGUCCAUUUCUGACACGGCUGCAGGUUGUCGUAUGGACUCACUCCUAAGCAUGAAACCCACUGCAGACGUCACGGACUAGCCAGUGAAGAGCCAAUGACAUCUGCUGAUUAAGUUUAAAUAAAGAUUUUUCUUUGCCAUACUUUGUACAUAGCUCAUUGAAUGGAUUUAUAGGUAUAAAUAUAUAUAAAUAAAUAAAUAUAUAUAUAUACGGACUGAUCGGUGAGAUCGGUGCCUGUCGUACUAUUUCGAACUGAAGAAGGAAAAAAAACACUCCUGAUUGUCCCGUGAUGCACCAAAGCCCUAGAUGUGUGUACGCCUUGACCAUCUACUCAAGUACUGUAACAACUGAGUGUGUCCAGCUGUUGUGUGCCUCUUCUGUAGUCAUCUUUUUUUUUUUAUAUUUGAGAUUUUUGCUUGUUUUUGAGUCAUUGAACUCUGAUGUGUCUUUGGAGACGUUAUCUUAUAAUCCCAACAGACUCCUUCGUCCUAGUACUGAGGUAAAUAAUCAUGAUAAUCUCCCAAGUUUACUACAUGAUUUCAGCAUGAUAAAAGUCAGUCCAGCACACAUGAGGCACCAAAAAUGAAAGUGUAGAGCUAUUAUUGAAAAUGACCAAUGCACCAUCUGUGCAUCUGUAAAAAAAUAACCCAGGUUACCUGUUCAAAUGUCUGAACGUGUUGCUCUUCUUUCCAUAGUAUAGAUUAAAUGUGCUGCACAGGCUUUAUUACUUCUACUCUUGGGUAUAAAGAUCUUUAAAAUGUUCACGUCUCCAAAAACGCACAUAGAUGUGCUAAAGAACUUCUAUUUAUUUUUAGCAAAGACAAAGCCGUAUGUUUUCUGACUCAAACGAAAACAUGAGAAUGAAACUCUCAAAUAUAAACCCGGCAAUGACACGAAAGGCUCCGAUUGUAGUGGUUUGUUUGUGUGUAUGUGUGUUGCAUUUCUGUUCCGCUGUAGCGCUGUGUCCAUGGACGUGAUCAGACGAGACUUUUACACGAGGAUCAGCCGGUGCACAUUGUCUGUCAGUGCAUUGUUUAUCUACUGGGUGUGUAUAUUUAUUGUGUGUGUGUGCGUGCCAAAUCCAUGUCCGAGCUAUGCACACAUACCGGUGAUGUCGAAUGGAUGAGUGAAAUAAGCCGCUGUUAGAUUUAUUCAUGCAUUUGUUUGAAAGGAUGAACUCUAGCUACUUCUACCCCCGCCCCCUCCUCCACCCAUGUCCUCCUCUGUGGUGCAUGCGCACACAGCGCGGCUACAGCCUCCUGCUCCUCUUUGACCACUGUACAUACUUCUGUGUAAAUAAUGAUUCAAAGGAAAAUCAUCUUUGAUUGCCAACUAUAUUAAAAAAAAAAGCAUUGGGAUCUCUGUGGAUGUCUGUUUUCUA